Messenger RNA from Castor canadensis (American beaver), 1575 nucleotides. RefSeq names its product sterol O-acyltransferase 2 (gene Soat2). Gene Ontology annotation, biological process: cholesterol efflux; cholesterol homeostasis; cholesterol metabolic process. NCBI's taxonomy places the organism in Eukaryota, Metazoa, Chordata, Mammalia, Rodentia, Castoridae. Gene Ontology annotation, cellular component: endoplasmic reticulum membrane. The record is from RefSeq and is a predicted model, not a curated record. Gene Ontology annotation, molecular function: cholesterol binding; fatty-acyl-CoA binding; cholesterol O-acyltransferase activity.
AUGGAGCCAAGUGGGGCCCGUUUGAGGAGCAGAAAGGGGCUGGGAGGGGAGCAGGAGGAGCAACCCUCUGAAGAAGGAAACGCUGAGGUGCACAGAGCCCCAGACUUGGUGCAAUGGACCCAACAUAUGGAGGCUGUGAAGACUCAAUUGCUGGAACAAGCACAGGGCCAGCUGGUAGAGCUGCUGGAUCGGGCCAUGAGGGAGGCUGUGAAAUGCUACUCCCAACAAGACAGAACUCUGCACUCCAUUCCCGCAGAUUCCUUGAGCAAGAUACGGGAGCCAUCCCUGGGGAAGAGGAAAGUUUUCAUCACCCGAAAGUCUCUGCUUGAUGAGCUGAUGGAAGUACAGCAUUUCCGCACCAUCUACCACAUGUUCAUUGCCGGCCUGUGUGUCUUCAUCAUCAGCACCCUGGCCAUCGACUUCAUUGAUGGCGGCAGGCUGGGGCUGGAGCUUGACCUACUGAUCUUCAGCUUCGGGCAGCUGCCCUUGGCACUGAUGACGUGGGUCCCUAUGUUCCUGUCCACUCUCCUGGUGCCCUACCAGGCCCUGCGGCUGUGGGCCAGGCCCAGAGCCAGCAGCACCUGGAUUCUGGGAGCAGGCAUGGGCUGCGCACUACUGGCCAUCCAUGUCUCAGUGCUCUGCGUCCUCCCGGUCCACAUAGCUAGGGAGCAUCACCUUCCACCGGCCUCCCGCUGCGUGCUAGUCUUUGAGCAGGUCAGGCUCCUGAUGAAAAGCUACUCCUUCCUGAGAGAGGCUGUACCUGGGACCCUUUCUGCCAGAGAAGGUAAGAGCACCUGGGCCCCCAGUUUCUCCAGUUACCUGUACUUCCUCUUCUGCCCCACACUCAUCUACAGGGAGACUUACCCCAGGACACCCAGCAUCAGGUGGAAUUAUGUGGCCAAGAACUUCGCCCAGGCCCUGGGCUGUGUGCUCUACGCCUGCUUCAUCCUGGGCCGUCUCUGUAUCCCUGUCUUUGCCAACAUGAGCCGGGAACCCUUCAGCACCCGAGCCCUGGUGCUCUCGAUCCUGCAUGCCACGCUGCCCGGCAUCUUCAUUCUGCUGCUCAUCUUUUUCGCCUUCCUGCAUUGCUGGCAAAAUGCCUUUGCAGAGAUGCUGCGGUUUGGAGACAGGAUGUUCUACCGGGACUGGUGGAAUUCAACGUCCUUCUCCAAUUACUACCGCACUUGGAACGUGGUGGUCCACGACUGGCUGUACAGCUACGCAUAUCAGGAUGGGCUGUGGCUCCUUGGUGGUCGGGCCCGAGGGGCAGCCAUGCUGGGUGUGUUCCUGCUCUCUGCAAUGGUACAUGAGUACAUCUUUUGCUUCGUCCUGGGGUUCUUCUAUCCCGUCAUGCUGAUGCUCUUCCUUGUCAUUGGGGGGCUGCUGAACUUCACCAUGAACGACCGGCACACGGGCCCAGCAUGGAAUGUGCUUUUGUGGACCUUGCUCUUUCUGGGCCAGGGCAUUCAGGUCAGCCUGUACUGCCAGGAGUGGUAUGCGCAGCGGCACUGUCCCCUGUCCCAGACUACGUUCUGGGGGCUGGUGACACCUCGAUCUUGGUCCUGCCAUCCCUAG